AUGAGUUCCGACGGUAAAUUUUUCACUAAGGUUAAAAAUGCCUUCAAGUCUGACAAGAAGGACACCGAAUCCUCACCAAAUUCCAGUAGCAAAACUAGCGCUCCAAGUGCAUCAGCUUCAAAAUCACACCAAAAAGUAAUUGAUGAAGCUUAUAGUGAAGGUCGUAAGUUUUUCCAUUUGAAACACUCAAGCAGCAAAGGCAAUAUAGGUUCAAGCUCAGGGUCUGCAUCAGGAUCUGGAUCGAGUGUCGAACAGGGUGGUAAGCAUUCAAAGGAUCAGCAUCAUGAUAUACUUAGACAGGCCUACAAAGAGGGUCAAAAAUUGUUUCACUAUCAUGCCAAACAUGGUGUUUCUAGCUCAACUUCACAAAAACAAGGAACAUCGCCAUCUACGUAUGCUGGUGCCGGUGUCGGUGCUGCUGCAGGUGCAGGUGCAGGUGCUGUUGGUGCUUCUACUGGUUCUGGUUCUCCAAAAACACCUUCCACUCCACGUGAAAAUAAAAGCACGACUUCUAGUGUUGCUUCUGGUUUAUCCCAUGACAGGGAAGUCAUUGCUGAGUCAUCUAUCGGUCGGGUAGUCACCUCUCCUCCAAGACGCUCCAGAGAACCCCUUGAACACACAAUUCCUGGAGACUUUGCUAACGAAAAGAGACCAACCGACUCUACUGUAGUUGUCGGUGGUGGUGCUGCUGCUGCCGGUAGUGGCAAUGCUGCAUCAGGUGCUCAAUCAACCAAUGCCAGCGUUGACGCACCAAGAUACACUGAUGGUGCUGAAACAGUUAAAGGGUCUGGUAAAUACUUUGAUCCAAAGGAUACCCAGGGGGGUGUACUUGGUGCUACUAAGACGGAUAAAGAUGCUGAUGCCUACAAUGAACGAACCAAGGCCGAGUAUCAUGACUUGUCGAACUUGAAAACUAAACCUAGCUAUCCUGAAGGUACUGUUGAAAAAGGUGGAGAUCUCGAGACCGUUAAAAACUUGGCAUAUGAGGAAGGUAAAAAGAAAGGCAAAUUGGACGGUGAUAAUGGUGCAUUUGGAACUUCAAAUCAAUCGUCUACGAAUUUCAGUUCAAAUUCUAACCCAGUCGAAGAAAAAGAAAUCCAUCAAAAAAACAAAUCAGCUUAUAAUCCAGGUGGUGUUUCUGCUGUGUUUGAGGAAAACACGACUGGUCCGCAAGCUACCAAGUCAAAUGCUAAAUCAGGCUCUUCUGGUAAUACAGCUGCUGGUGUCGCAAGUGGUGCUGCUGCUGGUGCAGGAUUAGCCGGUGUUGCCGCUAGUAGUGGCAAUGCUAAACAAUCAUCAAACGACAAGUCAUCAUCAAAAGGUGUCUAUGACAUUUCUGAUGCACAAGGAAAAGAUAUUCCAAGAAACGAAAUUGAUCACUCAAGCUAUAAAAACACCAGUUCCGGAUUGGGAUCCGAGAAUCUUGCUGCUGGUUCUGCCGCCACAUCUAGCCAAAUUCCUGCUUCUUCGAAUAAUGAAAAACAAUCUUUAAGUGACCUUGAGAAAAAAAUUAGCGAAACUGAUGCUAGAAUUAGACAAUUGAAGCAAGAUCCUAGCAAUGCCUCCACUUAUGCUGUUCAUGACGAACCAAUUGCAGCUCCAGAGUUGAAGGAUAUUGAUGACGGACACAAUCAAGUUAGCUAUACUGAUACCAGAAAUGCUACAACUGCAACCAAAGUCGACAAUUCUUCGCCCGAGGGUGUUAAUAGUGGUGGUAGUGCAGGUAUUGCUGCCGGUGCUACUAGUGCUUUAGGUGCAGCUGCCGCUUAUUUGGGUCUUUCCAAAGGUAACAAAGAUACUGAACCAAGUGAUACAGCUUACAGUGGUGCUUUCAAGGAAAACCAAACAUCAACAUUAUCUGAGAAUGCACCAACAAGAGAAGUACCAGCCUCUUCCUACAAUGAAGGCCAAUUGAAAGGAUUGAAAGACGAGUUGUAUCAGGCAGGUUAUAAUCAAGGCAAAGACAUUUAUGCUGGUAUUGAUAAGAAUUCAACUAAACAUCGUGAUGCUUUGAUUGCAAGCAAUUCAGAUGGUAAAGGUGAUAACGUGAAUAGAUCGUUAGAUCCAAGCUCAACUUCUUCAAGCGGUUCAAGUAGACCAGAGAACUCCAAAGAACAAGCAGAAGCAAUUGCUGCUGCUGCUGCUGGUGGUUUCGGUGCUGUUGGAUACGGUUCGAGUACUUCAAAAGGAGCAAAUGCUACAACUGGUAAUGCUAACUUGGCUAGUGAAAGUGGAAAAACCGGUUACCAUGACGGAAGCAAAAAUGAUUUAUCAAAAGAAGCAUACCAAGCUGGUAAAGCCAAAGCUAACGCCGAAAAGAAUGCUACAGCAAGUCAUGUUCCUAGAACCGAGGCUUACGAAGCUGGUAAGGAUAAAGCUAAAACUGAUAAAAAUGCUAUAGCUGGUGCUGUCCCAACUGGCGAAGCAUAUCAAGCAGGCAAAGCUAAAGGUUAUAAUGAAAAAGAUUCAUCUACUAGUGCCGUUCCAAGAGCAGAGGCAUAUCAAGCCGGUAAAACCCAAGGUUAUGAAGAUAAAGAUAUUUCUGCAAGUACUGUUCCAAGAGAACAAGCAUAUCAAGCUGGUAAGAAUAAAGCUGAAACAGAAAGGGAUUCCUCGACAUUGAAGCAAUCAGGUGAUACCCUGGCUAGUACUGACUCUGAAACUUCAUCUCCUAGUAAGGGUUAUUUGGCUGCUGCAGGUGCAGCUAUUGGUGGUGCCGUUGGUUAUGCUUUUGGUGGAAAAGGAUCGAAAGAGAAUGAUGUUGAUGAUUCAUUAAUUGAAGAUGCCGAGAAGGUAGAUCCGACAAUUUCUAAGUUGCCACAACAUAAAGUUGAUGAUAAGGAAUUGAAGAAAGAAACCACUCUUAGUCGUGAUGCCACAUUUGACGAGAAGGAAUUAGUUGCCUCCAACGAUAGAAAAAUUUGGGAGAAAGAUGUAGAAGACUAUAAUAAACAACAUGGUUUUGUUGGUAAUAAAGAGUCAUUAAUUCAAGAAGCCGAGGACAAGGAUCCAAGUAUCUCCAAAUUGCCAGCACAUAAAGUUUACAAAGAUCAGUUGAGAAAAGAUACAACACUUGGACGUGAUGCAACUUUUGAUGAAAAAGAGUUGGUUGCUGCAAAUGACAGAAAGAUCUGGGAGAAAGAUGCCGCAGACUAUGAUAAAAAACAUGGGUUCAGCUCCAAUUCACAUAAAUCAUCCUAUACAGUUGAUGCUCCAAAAUUGAACGCUUUGAAUGAUGAUGAAGAGUAUGAAGAUUCAAAUCAUGAAAAGGGCUAUUUGGCUGCUGCAGGUGCAGCUAUUGGUGGUGCCGUUGGCUAUGCUUUUGGUGGAAAAGGACCGAAAGAGAAUGAUGUUGAUGAUUCAUUAAUUGAAGAUGCCGAGAAGGUAGAUCCAACAAUUUCAAAAUUGCCACAACACAAAGUUGAUGAUAAGGAAUUAAAAAGAGAAACCACUCUUAGUCGUGAUGCUACAUUUGACGAGAAGGAAUUAGUUGCCUCCAAUGACAGAAAGAUCUGGGAAAAGGAUGCAGAUAACUAUAACAAACAACAUGGCUUUGUCAGUGGCAAUUCUAAGACACCGUCUCAUGAUAGUAGUUUGAAUGCAACAAACAGAUCUGCUACUUCUACUGAAUCAAAUUAUGACAGUGGAAAACCAUAUUCUUCAAGUGCCGAAAAACAGUCCCAAGGUUCGGAUUCUUCUGAAAAGGGCUAUUUGGCAGCUGCCGGUGCAGCUAUUGGUGGUGCUGUUGGUUACGCUUUUGGUGGCAAAGGUUCUUCCAAAGAAAACGAGGUGGAUGAUUCAUUGAUUGAAGACGCAGAAAAGGUUGACCCUGCUAUUUCAAAAUUGCCACCACACAAAGUUGAUAAAGACCAGUUGAAGAAAGAAACCACUCUUAGUCACGAUGCGACAUUUGAUGACAAGGAAUUAGUUGCUUCUAAUGACAGAAAAAUUUGGGAGAAAGAAACUGAUGAUUAUAACAAAAAACAUGGUUUCACCAAUCAAACAGAUUCUUUAAUUCAAGAAGCUGCAGAAGUUGAUCCAUCGAUUACUCAGUUGCCUGCGCACAAACUUAAGAACCAAGAAGGUAAGGAAAUGAAACCUAAAGUUGCUGAGGCUAACCCAGAAGAGGUGGAUACUUCCGCCAUUCAGAAUUUUAGAAAAUUGGAAGACGAUGUUAGUACUUAUAAUAAGAAACACGGGCACAUUGGUCCUCAGGAAUCCUUACUUGCUGUAGCUGAAGAAGCAGACCCUAAAAUUCUGAAAUUACCAACUCAUAAAGGUGACUUCAAUGAGACGAAGCUGGUAGAUCCAGUUGGUGUUGCUGAACCAGGUGGAGUUCAGAAAUUGCCAGCUAACCAUCCAACUGCGAGGCAUCGCGAAGUGAGUGAGAAUAUCAAGUCAGACAAAACAGUAGAUGCUGGCACUAUCCAAGAUAGCAACAAGAAACAUGAUCAUCACACCUCCACUGCUGUUGGUACAGGUGCUGCCUUAGGUGCUGGUGCUGGUGCUGGCUUGGCGGCCGGAAGUUCUGCACAUUCUCACGCCGCUGAACAGGAACCAACUCACAAGUCACAAUUGGAUCCUGAAUUCAAGAAGGAUUUAUAUUCUCAAGGUUACACGAAGGGUAGAUCGAGUCAUUCAUCUGGUCCAUCUUCCACUGCUGCUGGUACUGGUGCUGGUUUGGCAGCUGGAAGCUCUGCUCAUUCUCACUUUGCUGAACAGGAACCAACUCACAAGUCACAAUUGGACUCUGAUUUAAAGAAAGAUUUGUACUCUCAAGGUUACACGAAAGGUAAAUCAAGUCAUUCAUCUGUUCCGUCUUCUGCUUCUGAUUCUCAUAAUCAUCAUAGAACUGUUUCUGGUACUUCUUACAAUGCAACUAAACCAAUUAAUGAAGGUGAAUUGCCUGAACCUGAUCUUCAAGAUGAUGUUAGUGGGCAUGAUAGUAGAAAGUCGGGUGCUGGAAUUGGUGCUGCUGCUUUGGCAGGUGGAGCCAUCGGUGGAGGUGCUGCUGCAUUAGCAACAUCGAGUAAACAUUUGGAUAAUAAUUUAAAAUCAGAAUUGUAUGAAGCUGGAAGAUCCAAAGGGUUAGCUGGUUCAUCUCAAACAGGCCAUGCUGAUUCUACAUUAGACCCAAAGUUGCAGACAACUGCUUAUGAUGCCGGUCAAGCCAAGGGGUUGAAUACAACUGGAUCAACUAAUCUGGGUUUGCAUCCAACCUUGAAGGAACAAUUAUAUAAUGAAGGCUAUACUAGUGCUACAACUGGGCAUCCUUAUUUAGGUAAACAGGAUGCAAAACAAGAUGUUGGUGCCACCAGAGAAAUUUCAUCACUUGAUCCCGCACAAAACCACAAGCUGUAUGAACCUAGCCAUAAUCAAGGGUAUUCUGACAGUGCGGUUCAAGGGAAUUAUUCCACUGCUAACCCUUCAAAAUCUGAAGUACUUGACUCCAAGUUGAAACAAGACAUUUAUGAACAUGGGUAUGCCAAAGGUAGUACUGAGGCCAAACAAGAGAAACAAAAAGCUUCACCAUAUGGUCAUCCAACAGGGUCUAGUAACAGAGAGGCAGCUGUGGUUGGAGGUGCUGGUUUGGCUGGUUUGGCAGCAGGUGCAGCAGGCACAUUUGGUCACCAUAAAGAGUCACCAAAGUAUCAACAACAGGACAAGAACAUUGAAUCUGUUGAAGAGGUUUCUGCAGCAGAAAGUCGUACUAGUAACAAAGACGAUUUAGUGGUAGAAGUUAUUGGUAUUGAGGAUAGAGAAGAAGCAUUGAAUACUGCCAAGAAGGCUUCCAAGAAAUUAGACGCAAAGGGUGUUGAUUUGACCACUGGAAAAUUGGUGAUUAAUGCAAACACUAAGGAAAUCUACAAAGCUGAAGAACCAGAGGGGUUAACCAAUCAAUCAGCUAGUAAAGAUAUUCCAUCUAGUGGCUUGAGUCAAAAUACUUCUGUGGGCUCCCGUGCUCCUUCAUCCCAACCUGCUGCUGAUUCUACUCACAGCUCUAGCCCAUCCUCGAUAUCAGGAAAAGUUGAUACGUAUCAACAAACUGAAGCUGCCAAGAAGAGAUUAGCUGAAGCUGCUAGAAAGAAUGUUACCUCGACUCAAAAACAUAGCAAUUCAGGUUUAACUGGUAGUGAAGCUACUGCUUUAGGUGCUGGUGUGGCUGGCACUGCUGGCAUUGCUAGUGUUGCUGGUCACAAUAGUCAUAAAUCUACUGAUGUCAAUCAUAUUCCUUCUCAUGCUACUGUGCUGAAAGAAAUCGACCCACCUAAUACACACAAACAUGGUUAUGAAGGUGAUGGCGGUAUUUCAAGUCAACCACCAGUGAAAAAGCAGGACACUGAAACAUCGACAAGUGAUGAUGAGAUAUUUGUUAAUGUGAAGGGUACCAAAGAUAAUGUCCUUGCUACAAAAAUAGCAAGAACAGCUGUUGCAAGAUUACAAAAAACACAUGCUUCAGUUGUUGCCAAAGUCAAGGAAUUACAAGUAGAUGCGACUAGUGGCAUUGUUAGAAAUGAGAAUGGUCAAGAAAUUGCUCAGUACCCAGAUUUAGCUGUUGAAAAGAAUAAAAGUGGAACUGAAUCAGUUGGUCAAGGAGCUAAAUCUUUAGAAUCACCAAAACAUAAAGAUGCCAUUAGUCACGGACACAGCAGUAAAGACCAUAUAAAGGAUCGUGACACCCAUUCAACUGGUGCAGCUGUUACUGGAGGAGUUGCUGGUACUGCCGCCGCUGCAGCUGCCGCCGCUGCUACUGCACAUGGAAAGUCUAGAAAUGAACCUACCGCUAGCACACAUGGUCAAAGCAGCUCACGUGCUAUAUCUGAUGCAGGAACUGGACACCAAGACGAAAAGAAUGUUGCUAAUACUCCUCAACAUCAUUACGGUAAUCAAAAUGUUGGAUCUAAUAGUUAUUCACCAGAUACUUAUGGUUCUGCUAUUGGUACACUGGGUGUUCAAGAAAAAACUGCACCUGCAGUAACUGGAAUACACUCUAAAGGUAUUGGUGCUGCCGCUUAUCCAGAACUGACAAAUGCUGGUAAUACCGGUUUAGCUAAAGGUACUGCUCCUGCUUCUGCCUCUGCUACUUACGGAGAGAGUCCUUCAGCUGAUUACUCCAAGUCUGGUGCAACUGGUGUUGUUCCAGCUACUUAUUUAAAUACUUCAGGUGCUCCAACUGGAUCAUUAAACACUGCAGGUGUUGUUGGUGGAGCUGGUUUUGGUGAUAAUUCAAACACUUCUUCUUAUCAUCAAACUGGUAGAGAGAGAGAAUAUGAAGCUCCAAGUUUGCAAUCUGAAUCAGGUUUGCACACCACUCAAGCUAACAAAGGGUCUCCAUUAGGUGGAUUAGCUCUGGGAGAAACUAACAUCAGAGGUACUAAUUUUGCUAGUAAAGAUUCAAACUAUUCUUUGAGUGGAAGUGGAGCACAGAGCCAGCAUGGCCAAGCUGUUGGAAACUCAGAGAUUCCAAAGUCUAUUGGUACCACUAAUGUGGGCAAUACUAAUAGAUACUCGGUGGAUAAUAAGAAUUUAUCUGGUAGAUCAACUACUGGUGCUGGUGCAGGUAAUACUAUUGCUGGUGAUGCAGAUGACGCGGAUUCUUCUUUCUUCUCAGUUGCCGAAACAAGCACUUACUCGAUGCCAGGUUCAUGGAACUAA
Molecule: messenger RNA, 7656 nt
Organism: Candida albicans SC5314
Lineage: Eukaryota; Fungi; Ascomycota; Pichiomycetes; Serinales; Debaryomycetaceae
Exons: 1
Coding region: 1-7656 (2551 amino acids)
Source: RefSeq, a predicted model, not a curated record